AUGCACCUCGUUCACACCGUCUUCACCUUAACCAAUGAACAUUCAUUAGAUAUGGUUCUCGCAAUGCACUUCCAAUUCCAUCCAUCACUCCCUGGGCUCUGCUCUUGUCUUUUCUCCCACCGCUUCAUCUUUUCUGGUCAUUCAACACAAUCACAAAAACUCUCUUUCUGCUUUUGUUUUGUUGUGCAGAAAGAAAUGACCUUGCACCUCUCCCUCACAGCUGCAUUGCACUCAAGUGGGGCGUCCCUGCGCCCCUUGCUCUCCACACACCCCUUCUCUCUUCUUAACAUUCUCAGCUUCUGA
Sphenostylis stenocarpa is the source of this 303-nucleotide messenger RNA. The record is from the annotation of a GenBank genome assembly. Lineage: Eukaryota; Viridiplantae; Streptophyta; Magnoliopsida; Fabales; Fabaceae.